CAAAGAGCAAAUCGAUUGUAUACGGACUGUUGUUACCUUUAAUCAUGGAAUCUUCCAAAAUAGGGAUCCCUCAGCUGGAGGUUAUCACUAGAACAAUUGAUGGUGGAUUAGAUGACGAUUCUAUUGUUGCAUUACUAACCGAAUUAUUCUCAGAUUCUCGUACAUCCGCAUCCGCAAUCUUUCUCCCAUUUCCAUUAACUUUGCAAUCAUCAUCAUCGCCGCUCCCACAACACUUAACCCAGUGGGACGACUCGAUGAUUGAGAUCGUAUUUACUUUAAUCAACCAAAACUUUCAGAUCGAACCUUCCCACACAUCAGCUUCAAAUCAAAGUCAAUCUAUUUUCUCUAAACUAUUAUUCUAUCUAAGCUCGAAUAUUGAAAGAUUACCGAAGCAUCCCAAACUAUGCCAGAUAUUAAUGUUGUUGGUAACUAAACAUGCGAAUAGUGUCAUGGAUAAGUUGGAGGAAAUUAGAGAGAUCGCAGAGAAAUCGAAAGCGUUUAUAAGGAAAGGUGUUAUAGGAAGAGUUAUGUAUUUGGUUAUUGAGAGAGGAAAGAAGGAAG
Molecule: messenger RNA, 561 nt
Organism: Acaulospora morrowiae
Lineage: Eukaryota; Fungi; Glomeromycota; Glomeromycetes; Diversisporales; Acaulosporaceae
Source: the annotation of a GenBank genome assembly